Aspergillus caelatus is the source of this 1930-nucleotide messenger RNA. RefSeq names its product putative MFS monocarboxylate transporter. Gene Ontology annotation, molecular function: transmembrane transporter activity. Gene Ontology annotation, biological process: transmembrane transport. Gene Ontology annotation, cellular component: fungal-type vacuole membrane. Lineage: Eukaryota; Fungi; Ascomycota; Eurotiomycetes; Eurotiales; Aspergillaceae. The coding region runs from base 388 to 1830 and encodes 480 amino acids. The record is from RefSeq and is a predicted model, not a curated record. The transcript has a single exon.
CCUCCCCACCCCCCCAGGUUCCAUAGAGCGCUUAUGGAGUAGUAGUUGCUUUGACCCGGAAAAAGAAAUAGAAAAAGAGGGAGGUUUCUCCACUGGUCAUGAGCCCUAUUCUGGGUCGUGGUUCCAAUGGCUUCGGCGAACAAGCCGUGCAGGAACAACACGGCCCUCUUCCGUCAACUUUGUCACAAAAUUUCUCUGGGCUGUCGGUAGAUCUGCUUUCAAACCCUAUGUACACAAUUUUGGGUAUUGAUCUGUACAGAAUUCGAUCCAUGGCAAAGCUUCCCUGAUGGAACAACAGCUCAAUUUUUCAAUAGCCCAGAAACGUAUUUAACACCUGGCGACCACAAGUCUACACGUUGUUAAUUCACUCUCUGCCAACCAGCAAAUAUGUCGGACAGAAUAGCCAAUGGCACUAGCUAUUCUCAGCGCAUGAUCAACGAGAAAGAAGACGGCGUACGCCGAGAUGAGACUGCAAGCAGCGUUGGAGAGGCUCCCGGCGACAGAGAAUCAAACGUGGAUCACUGCCGGACGAAAGAGCUCUCCAAGACACCCACAAACGUUAGUAAUGCCGGUGCGUUGGCCUCUAAAACAUUGUCACUGGUCCGCACCAGAGGAUCGAACAGAGAGCUUGGGCCUCCGCCUGAUGGCGGCUUCCUGGCCUGGUCUCAAGUCGCCUUGGGUCACUUUGUCAUUUUCAACACUUGGGGCUACAUUAAUAGCUUUGGCGUUUUCCAGACCUAUUAUACUGAAACAUUAGGGCAUCCUCCAUCUGAUAUCUCCUGGGUAGGAAGUAUUCAAAUAUUCUUGCUUUUCUUUAUUGGGACUUUCUCUGGUCGUGCAACAGACGCCGGAUACUUCAAGGUCACCUUGGUGUUGGGAGCGGUGCUGGAGUUGUUUUGCAUUUUUAUGACAUCCUUGUCAACCAAGUACUGGCAGUUGUUCUUGGCCCAAGGCGUCGGACAAGGAAUUGGCUGUGGGCUCAUGUUUUGCCCUACCAUUGCCCUGGUGCCUACGUAUUUCACCAAUAGGCGCUCGAUUGCCAUGGGUAUUGUGGCCUCUGGAUCGGCAACCGGGGGCUUGGUGUUUCCCGCCGUCGUCAUGCGUCUGCUGCCUCAGGUCGGAUAUGGAUGGACCAUGCGAAUCCUCGGCUUUAUUUCUUUGGGCACACUAACGCCCUGCUUGUUCUUUCUGAAACAAAGGCUACCACCGCGCCAAAGCGGUCCGCUCGUUGAAUGGGCUGCAUUCAAGGAGCCUUCCUAUGCGUUAUUUGCCAUAGGCAUGUUCCUCAACUUCUGGGGUAUCUAUAUCGGCUUCUUCUAUAUUGGUAGUUUUGCCCGCAAUGUCACCAAUGUCUCCCAGUCAACCUCAAUCGAUGUGCUCCUGGUCAUGAAUGGUGUGGGACUUCUAGGUCGGCUGAUUCCGAACCUCAUGGCUGACUGGUAUAGCGGGCCAUUGAACCUGCUAAUCCCCUGUAGCCUAGCUACCGGGGUGGUUGCAUACUGUUGGGCUGCCGUGGACAGCCCGAAAGGGAUGUACACCUUUAGCGCGUUUUAUGGUCUCGCUGCGGCUGGUAUCCAAUCUCUAUUCCCUGCAACUCUCAGUACCCUCACAACAGACCUGAAAAAGACCGGCGUGAGGAUGGGGAUGGUGCUCAGCGUGGUGGCUGUCGCUGCUCUCAUCGGCUCUCCGAUCGCGGGGGCAUUGAUCCAACUAAAUGAUGGGCAGUAUUUGUAUGCUCAGAUGUUCAUGGGUAGUGCAGUUGUUGCUGGUGCAGUGACCUUGUUUGCAGCGAGAGUGGCCAAACUGGGGUUCUCCUGGCAACGGUCGUGAGGUUGUUGGAAAAUGCACCGCAUCUGGGGGUAAUUCAAUGACGACAUAAAAUGGGAUAUGUGUCGGUGAAUGUGAUGUGUGUGUAACAGACUUGUAAAAU